CUGGGUAUUACGUCUCAGUGCACGUUUUUAUCCAGCAUGGCAGGGAAAAACAAGAGAAAGUUGGAGGAUCUCAGUGUGGAUGAGUUCAUGUUGUCUGGGUUUGAUUCUGAUGAGGAAGAUGACUGUGAGGAUGAAGAACCCACACCAAAGAAAGGAAAGAGCAAGAUGCCUGUGCUUCCAGAAAUGUCUGUCAAAAAGCAUGGCAAGGCAUCUGAGCACAAGGACCAACUGUCAGCCCUCAAGACCAAAGAUCCAGAGUUCUAUAAGUUCUUAGAACAAAAUGACCAGGAGCUCCUGAAUUUUGACGACACUGAUAGUGAUGAGGAAGAGGAGGAUGAAGAGGAGCAGAUGUACCACAAACUUCCCUCUCAAUUGGAGGAUGAUGAUGAUGAUGAUGAGGAGGAAGAAAAGGUGGAAUCUGAAAAAAAGGAUGUAAAAAAGCAGAAAUCAUCUAAAGAAGGUACCAAAGUCACAGAAGCCAUGAUUGAAAACUGGAAAACUGCACUCAAGAAAGAACCCACACCAACUUUGAUUAGAGACAUCACACAAGCUUUCAAGGCUGCUGUGGCUACAACAAAGGGCGACUCUGAUGAGCUGUGCCGAUACGUCAUCUCAGACAGCGCAGUGUUCAAUUCCCUUGUCCUGUUCUGUAUAAGAGACAUGCAUGCAGCUCUGCAUAAAAUGCUGAAGCUGAAAACUCCAGAUAAAGACUCGAAAAAAUUAGUACUUCCAUCUUCAAGUCCCAGGUGGCAGAAAAAUCAGAUUGAUAUUAAGAUGUAUCUUGCUGGUGUUGUUCAGCUCCUCUCUAGUUUAACCCAAGCCACAGUCAUAGCUGCAGUUCUUCGUCACGCCAACCAGAUGGUGCCGUACUACCUGUGUUUGCCAAAACAGUGCAGGCAUUUUCUCAAAAGUCUGAUCAAACAUUGGAGCACAGGAGAGGAGACUGUCAGAGUCCUGGCCUUCUUAGCCCUCAACAAAAUCUGCAGACAUAAACCAGAUGUCCACCUCAGCGCUGUUCUUAAACAAAUGUACAUUGCCUACGUGCAGAAUUGCAAGUUCACGUCCCCCAACACUCUUCCCAUGAUUAAUUUCAUGCAGCGAACUCUGGCUGAGAUGUACUCACUGGACACACAGGUGUCCUACCAGCACACCUUUCUGUACAUUCGUCAGCUCGCCAUCCACCUUAGGAAUGCCAUGAACUUGAAAAAGAAGGAGACAUACCAGUCUGUGUAUAACUGGCAGUACGUGCACUGUCUGUAUCUGUGGUGUCGAGUGUUGAGCACCAUUUACCCCAGUGAGGUUUUGGAGCCACUGAUCUACCCACUGUGUCAAGUCAUCAUCGGCUGCAUCAAGCUUGUCCCCAUCUCCCGCUAUUACCCUCUGCGUCUGCAUUGCGUCAGAGCGAUCAUCCUGCUGUCUGGAAACACCAAGACAUUUGUGCCUGCACUGCCAUUCCUGCUGGAGAUCCUCCAGCAGGAAGACUUCAAUAAGAAACCAGGCCGCAUGAGUGUAAAGCCCAUCAAUUUUGCAGUGAUCCUCAAACUCAGCAAAUUCAAUCUCCAAGAAAAGGCUUAUAAGGAUGGUCUAGUGGAGCAGUUGUAUGACCUCAUUCUGGAGUGUUUCCACACACAGGCCUGCAGCAUUGGCUUCCCUGAGCUAGCUCUGCCCACCAUCAUACAGCUGAAAGCGUUCUUGAAGGAAUGCAAAGUGGCCAAUUAUUGCAAGCAGAUGCGGCAGCUGCUGGAGAAGAUACAGGAGAACUGCAGCCACAUCACAGGCCGAAGGCAGAAAGCUGCUUUUGGCGUGGCUAAUGUCACAGCUGUGGCAGCCUGGGAGAAGCUGGUAGCAGAGGAAGGCACUCCACUCACUAAAUAUUACAGCCAGUGGAAGAAACUUCGGGAAAAGGAGAUUCAGCUGGAAAUCUCUGGAAAAGAAAGGAUGGAAGACUUGAAUCUCCCUGAAAUCAAGCGCAAGAAGGCUGAAGAGAAGAAAGCAGACAAAAAGGAGUUCAAGGGUCUCUUUGAGUCAGAUAGCGACGAUGAUGAUGAUGACAAUCUGUUCCAAUCUAAAGAGGGAAAAGAUGACUCUGAUGAGGAUGAUGAAGGCCUGGAGGACCUCACAGACCUGAGUGAUGAAGAGAACGAGGAUGAUUCUGAUGGAGAGCAGAAGCAGCCUUCAUCUUCUAAAGGCAAAGCUCCAAAGAAGAUGUUGAGCACAGAGCUGAAACAGGUGGCCGAGGGAGAUGAAGAUAUGGUCGAGGACCUGGAGCUCUCAGAUCAGGACUAAAAUCGGUGUUACAUCAGAGCGACUUUUCUAUUUCACUAUUACAACUGCUUUUAAAGGAACACUUGACUUUUUUUGGAAAUAGACUCGUCGUACAAAUCACCUCCAGGUCUGGUGGAGCACUUUUAGCUUAGCAUAAAUCAUUGAAUGGGAUUAGACGAUUAGCAAUGAAAAGGUGCUAUUUUCUAGGUCAAUAUGGCUAGAAACUAUCAAGGAUCAAACUAAUCAAGGAACUUGGCAACCACAGCAACUUUUCAUUUUCAAGAUAAAAGUUCUCCUGCCAAGCCCAGAGAACGGCUAAAUGGAUUUAAAAUGGUAAAAGUCAGCUGUUUAACUCUAGGCGACCUUUAAAAUGAGACUAUUUCCAAAAAAAAAGUGUUCCUUUAAAGGAAUACCUCCUUUAGGAGCUAUGUACAGCGCCUGUUGUAGUAAUAACAUAUUUUUUGCACUGUUUUUUUACACCCACAAGGACUCUUCUUCUUAGUUCAUCUAAUGCUUUAUAAUAUUGCCUAAAUGAAGGCCUUAUUAAAAGUGUUUACCUUAUAAAAACUAAGGGUGUCUCUUUCA
This is a messenger RNA of Danio aesculapii, 2850 nucleotides long. It is a transcript of the gene noc2l, whose product is annotated as NOC2-like nucleolar associated transcriptional repressor. The record is from RefSeq and is a predicted model, not a curated record. Lineage: Eukaryota; Metazoa; Chordata; Actinopteri; Cypriniformes; Danionidae. The coding region runs from base 37 to 2286 and encodes 749 amino acids. Gene Ontology annotation, cellular component: Noc1p-Noc2p complex; Noc2p-Noc3p complex; nucleoplasm. Gene Ontology annotation, molecular function: histone binding; transcription corepressor activity. Gene Ontology annotation, biological process: ribosomal large subunit biogenesis; negative regulation of transcription by RNA polymerase II. The transcript is spliced from 19 exons.